Molecule: messenger RNA, 912 nt
Organism: Poecilia latipinna (sailfin molly)
Lineage: Eukaryota; Metazoa; Chordata; Actinopteri; Cyprinodontiformes; Poeciliidae
Product: myeloid cell surface antigen CD33-like
Exons: 4
Coding region: 111-806 (231 amino acids)
Source: RefSeq, a predicted model, not a curated record
CUCACAACACAACAGGACAGAGACAUAAUCUUUGGCCUCAAAAAGUUUAAAUCUUGCAAGAUUUAAUUUCAGUCAUAUGUUAAAGAAACUUCAAGACUUCUAGUCAGCUGAUGAUGGAUUUGAAAUUGUGGCUCUCAAUUCUGAUGGUUUGUGAUAUGGCUGAAUCUAUGGGCCCGGGCCAGAACUGGCGCAUAUCUGUACCACCAGUAAUCCCUGUUCUUGAAAGUUCAUGUGUGGUCAUUCCCUGUCUGUAUGAUUACCCCAAGAAAGGUCACCUGUGGAAAAAGAGGCCGGGAUACUGGAGAAGAGGUGACGAUAUUGUCGCAUCAAAUAACCCCAAGUUCAAAGUAACGCAGGAGUUCAAAGGGCGAUCCAAAAUUACAGGAAUCAUUGAAAGAAGUGUCUGCACCUGGCAGCUGAAUGACGUCAGAGUAACCGACGCUGGUCCGUUUUACUUGACUAUUGAAAUUCCAGGAUUUACAAGCUACACUUUCUCAAAAGAUACGGUGGCCCUCAAUGUCUUCCAAGUUCCUGAGCCUCCAGUGAUGACUAUAGAAGUCAGUAAUAAAGUGACUGCCACCUGCAAAGUUACUCACGUCUGUCCAACAUCUCCUCCAAAAAUCUCUUGGAGUCACCCCGGAACUACCACAACGACAACAAAAUUGACCAAAACGUGGUUAACAACGUCGACCCUCACCUUCACCCCUGAAGAAGCCGACUUCAACAAGCCUUUAAACUGCACGGUGAAUUUCAGUGACAAGAAGACUGCAGAGGGCUCUGUGCUUCUGGUCAAGAAGAGUACCUAGUUAAACUAAAUAUGGAAUACUAACUAUGGAAUACUAAAUUAAAGCAAUAUUUUCAGAGCUAUCUGCCAUAAUGACAAAGUGAUUUGGCAGAAAAGGCUUUAAGAUU